GUGCUUUAAAGUAAUUAUCGUAUUUGAAGUGUAUUUUUUGACAUUUGAAUAUUUCUCUCAUGAUGGUUUUACGUGUAAAGUGAAGGGUUGUUCUUUUAUAUUUCGAUUGACCUUUUUUGUGCUCUUUUCGAAGUUGUGUGUGAAACUUGUUUCUUUUUCCCUGUAAACAUGUGCUUACAAUGUGACGCUGCGUUACAUUUUUGAAUUCUUAUUCUUUUUUAAUUGACAUUGUCUCAAAGACGGACCUAAAUUGUAUCGACUUUGCAUCUCAUAUUUGAUUCAUAUAAAUUAUGCAGUCUUUGAUGCAGGUGUGAAGGUUUUUUCUUCUUAAGUGAAUAGUAUUAAUUUUGACUGUACUUUAUCGUACCCAAAUUAUAUUUUGUUUUGUCGGUACAUCAAGGUCUUUAACAUGAAUCAAGAAAGCACAACACAAACUGUCGUGAACAAUUCUAUUUCUCUGUGUGUGCCUAGUGCGAGUACUGCUUCGGGCGAACAAGAUAGUAUGAGUGAGCAUCAAAUAUGUACUGAGUGUAGAAAUCGAGUUGUGGAAAAGUGCACACAUUGUGCAGUUUGUAAUGCUCCAUACCAUAACAGUUGUGCGCAAAAAACACCCAAAACCUUAGAGGGUGGCUAUAAAAAGUGUUGUGCUCCCCCGUCACCCACCUCAGUUUUCCCUUCCCUUAAUGACAUAAAGGAGGCUUUCAAGGAACAAAUUAACAUUCUUCAGACAUCUAUGAGUGGUGAAUUUGCAGAAGUCAAAAAAUAUAUUACUAAUUUAUCUACCCACAUUGACAAGAACAGCUCACGCAUCACAGAGUGUGAAUCUCUGAUCACUGAUAUCGGUCAACGGGUUGAGGAACUCGAGGUCAAGGCUGCCGAGGUAAACAAAGGUACAGUCUGUUCCACGUCCACUGAAAGUAAUCUUUUAAUGUGCACAGGAUGCGAACCUCUUUCUCACUUGUUUCUUGACACUCAAAUCAGACAAUCAGUCAAUACCAGUACUCACAUCUGUGACAGUUGCUCCAGAUCGAACAAAGAUACAACAAUUAGAAUACCGUCAGGCCAAGAAGGAAUUGUCCGACCGUUUGGAGAGAGGGGAGAAGGAUCUCAAGAUUCGCUAUCGUCGAGGAUCACCGAUUGUAGUGAACACACGCAAGCCAACAACGAGAGUCAACAAACCAUAGUGCUACGAGGGAAUUUCUUCAAUGUUAAUAUCCUUUAUCAAAAUACACGCGGCAUAAACUCCAAACUAUCUUCAAUAAAAUGUUUUCCUGAUAUAGCACUGUAUGAUAUUAUAUGUAUCACCGAAUCGUGGUUGAAACCUGACACCCCUUCUAAUGAAAUUUUUGACUCUAAAAUAUUCAAAGUCUUUAGACAUGACAGACUUGAAAAAAGGGAGGUGGUGUUCUUGUUGCAGUACACUCCUCAUAUAAGAUUUUAGUUAUAGACAUGUGUCCAUAUGAUUUAUAUAAUUACAACAUAAAUAUAAUUGCUCUUAACAUAUCUUGAUAUACCAUAACCUUUACAUUACUACUAAUUUAUAUCCCUCCUAAUACACCAGCUGAUUCUUAUCGUGAUUUUUUUUCUACUUUAAUGAACGUUCAGGCUUUGUAUGAUAAUCCACUUAUUGUCAUAGGAGAUUUUAAUUCACCAAAGUUUGUAGAAAAUAAUGUCAAUAAUGAUUUUAGAACCCGGAUUAUUAAAAAUUUUGCUCUUGCUUUCGAUUUAAUGCAGAUCAAUAAUGUUAUGAAUGGGGACGGGAAAUGCCUGGAUUUGGCCUUUGCGAAUUUUAAAUGUAUACUUGAACGUGCACCUUAUCCACUGGUUCCUGAAGACUCAUAUCAUCCUACCUUAUCAAUUUCCACCCUUUUACAAUUGUCACACAAAUUCCAACCUUUCAAUUUUAUAAGAAAUACAAAUGAUCAGACUGUUCAAUUUAAUUUUCGCAAAGCUCUUUUAACUGACUUAUAUGUGCACCUUUCGUCGAUUGAUUGGACUAUAUUAUAUAAUUGUACUAAUGUCAACGAAGCAUAUGAUACUUUUAUUACAAUUUUAUUGGAAUGUUUUCAACUUUUCGUACCUGUUUACAGUUUUUCACAAAAUAAAAUCCGAAAAUAUCCACCUUGGUUUAGUAA
Messenger RNA from Leptopilina heterotoma, 2135 nucleotides. RefSeq lists its product as uncharacterized. NCBI's taxonomy places the organism in Eukaryota, Metazoa, Arthropoda, Insecta, Hymenoptera, Figitidae. The transcript has 2 exons. The record is from RefSeq and is a predicted model, not a curated record. Bases 410 to 1441 code for a protein of 343 amino acids.